Messenger RNA from Pseudozyma hubeiensis SY62, 981 nucleotides. Its product is annotated as STE3-like pheromone receptor. The coding region runs from base 1 to 981 and encodes 326 amino acids. The record is from RefSeq and is a predicted model, not a curated record. Gene Ontology annotation, biological process: G protein-coupled receptor signaling pathway. The transcript is spliced from 5 exons. Gene Ontology annotation, molecular function: mating-type a-factor pheromone receptor activity. NCBI's taxonomy places the organism in Eukaryota, Fungi, Basidiomycota, Ustilaginomycetes, Ustilaginales, Ustilaginaceae. Gene Ontology annotation, cellular component: membrane.
AUGACGAAAGCGGCCAAGCGCCGUCGGAUCGGAAUCGAGCUAGGCGUCGGCCUUCUUCUUCCGGUGCUCUACGUUGCACUCGCCGUUGUCAAUCAAGGUCAUCGAUACGAUAUCAUUCAGACAUUUGGACCGGUAAUCUCCAUCUUUCCUUCGGUGCUGUCCGUGAUUUUCUCGACCUUACCGAUCCUACUCGUCUCGGUGAUUGCAACGGUAUACGCAAUACUUUGCUCAUACUGGCUGUACUUACGCAGACGUCAGCUGAGUGCUGUGCUCUCUUCUUCUGGCUCGGGUAUCAACGUCUCUCAAUAUGUCCGACUCUUUGGUCUCAGCUGCGUCGAGAUUCUGUGGACGGUGCCGGUCAACUGGACAGUCCAGAUGCAGAAUUUGUUCAACAGAAACCCGGGCGGAAGUAUUCUCUAUCCUUAUACAUCUUGGGCAGAUGUGCACUACGACUUCGGUCGUAUCGGACAGUACCCAAUCGAACUACUACAACUAUCACCUGUCGGCAGACGCAAUCUUCCCAUUCUUUAUCUCGGCUCUCUGUCCAGUGCUAUUUCGUGUUUCUUAUUCUUCGGCUUCCUUGGCACGAGCACUGGUUUUACCAGAGAUAUCGUGACUCAUUUCAGCAAGUGGUGGAAUGCCAUAAUGCCGCCCAAGAGGCUCCCGAAACGAGAAGAUGCCUUGUCCAGGAGAAGACCUUCUUUCUCGGAGGAUCUAUCUCAUCCCCCACUCUCGCCCAACGAAGAGCUGAAGAUGAAGCAUCUGGAUGAUUCUCGAGUCGAUGACAUCCAUAUCGAGAACAGCGGAGAACUUACUGUGUACACGUUGCCCGAGCUUCCAAAGAUCGACUUGAUCCGCCCAUUAGGAAGGAAAACGACUGUUUGUCCCUUGAUUUCCGUCGUAGCUAAUCGAUUGUGGGUGGACGGAUCUCUUAUCCGCGACACUCCUGUGCCUGGAAUCCGGCAGGUCGAGUCCGCUUGA